GGAGCUGAAAGGAAGAAUUCAGAAAUCAAAUCCAGGUAAAUUAAACAAGAUCAAAGAAGAAGAAGAAGAUGCCUGUGACGGCGACGAUGGUAGGAGCGGUACUAGGGUUGGGUACACAGAUGUACUCUAAUGCCCUCCGUAAACUUCCUUACAUGAGGCAUCCAUGGGAGCAUGUAUUGGGUAUGGGUCUUGGAGCUGUAUUCGUAAAUCAGCUGGUCAAAUGGGAUGCUCAGCUUCAAGUUGAUCUUGACAAGAUGCUUGACAAAGCUAAGGCUGCUAAUGAGCGUCGCUACUUUGAUGAAGAUGAGGAUUAGCAGAUACUUGUGAUGAGACGUGGAGGACAUUCUGAACUGUGUUUGUCUGUCCUUAAAACUUUUGUAGAAAAGAUUGUGGCUGUAUGCUCCAAUUUAACUGUUUUGUGGUUUGAUAUUUUCAAGUACUCAAAUUUGAGAAUGGAAUAAAUAAGUAACUUGAUGUUGGAUACACAAAUUUGAAUUGGUCGAUAUCAAUAUGAAGACUGUUUUUGGGCA
This is a messenger RNA of Papaver somniferum (opium poppy), 530 nucleotides long. RefSeq lists its product as uncharacterized. The record is from RefSeq and is a predicted model, not a curated record. The coding region runs from base 69 to 314 and encodes 81 amino acids. The transcript is spliced from 3 exons. NCBI's taxonomy places the organism in Eukaryota, Viridiplantae, Streptophyta, Magnoliopsida, Ranunculales, Papaveraceae.